Molecule: messenger RNA, 1700 nt
Organism: Arabidopsis arenosa
Lineage: Eukaryota; Viridiplantae; Streptophyta; Magnoliopsida; Brassicales; Brassicaceae
Source: the annotation of a GenBank genome assembly
AACAACUGUUUAAUUUCCCAAUUUGUCGCCGACUCUCUCUCCGACCUAAAAUCACCGGUGAUUCUCCCCGGAAUCUUUCUUUAGGUCACCGUCAAGCAUCUCUCCUUCACAGAAGAAACUCACUGUUCCUCAGAAGAAUAUGGUUUUGGAAUAAACGAUGAUAAAACGAUCCAGUAACUGCGCUAUUUGCGAGAAUACUAAUCGUGCUUGUAUCUGUAGUGCUUGCGUUAAUCAUAGAUUGAUUGAGUAUAACACUUUGUUGAAGUCACUCAAGACUCGAAGAGAUUCUUUAUUAUCAAGAUUGAGUCACCUAUUGGAAUCUAAGGGUAAAGCUGAUGAUCAGAGGAAUUGGAGAUUGAUUCAAAACGAGAAGCUUUUGAAGUUGAAGAAGAAACUUAAGAGUAAUAAGGAAUUGGUUACUCAAGGGAAGGUUAAGAUUGAUAGAGAAACUUGUGGUCUUAAAGUUAAAUAUGGAGUUCUUGAUUCAGCUCGUUCCACGCUUGAGAAAAUUAGAGUUGAACAAGUGGAGAAGUAUUUUCCUAAUCUAAUAUGUACUCAGAGCCUUGGUCAUAUGGCGAUUUCAUCUGAGCGUCUUCAUAAGCAGUCGGUGGUUGUGAAACAGAUAUGCAAAUUGUUUCCUUUACGCCGAGUUAGUUUUGACGGAGAGAGUCAGAACGGUUCAGUUCGUCAAUAUGAUGUAAUUUGCAAUUCACGUCUCCCGAGUGGUUUGGACCCUCAUUCCAUCCCAUCAGAAGAGCUUGCUGUCUCUUUGGGGUAUAUGGUCCAACUUCUGAACCUUGUUGUUCAAAACGUAGCCGCUCCUGCACUACAUAGCUCAGGUUUUGCGGGCUCUUGCUCCCGUAUUUGGCAACGAGAUUCCUAUUGGGACACACGUACCUCUACUCGAAGCAAUGAGUAUCCUCUCUUCAUACCCCGCCGAAAUUAUUGUUCAACCAGCGUUGAAAACUCAUGGACAGAUAAAAACUCCAGCAAUUUUGGUGUUGCUUCCAUGGAAUCCGAUAGAAAAGAACCGCGUCUGGACUCUACUGGACGCAACAGCUUUAAGUACUCCUCUGCUUCUCCUCAUUCAAUUGAAUCACACAGAGAUCUACAGAAAGGGAUAGCUCUUCUCAAGAAAAGUGUUGCAUGCUUAACAGCGUAUUGUUACAAUUCACUUUCCCUCGAACUACCUCCCGAGGCCUCGACUUUUGAAGCAUUUGCCAAGUUAUUGGCCACACUUUCUUCAUCGAAGGAGGUCCGGUCUGUUUUCUCCCUGAAAAUGGCUUCCUCAAGAUCAUGCAAGGCUCAACAACUCAACAAAUCCAUAUGGAACGCUCACUCAGUCAUCUCAAGCUCUUUACUUGAAAGUGCACAUCUUCCGAGGAACACAAGUUAUAACCAGGAUCCAAACUCAGCAGCCAGUUAUCUGUCUGCAACCGAAUCAUCAACCCGAAAGAACAACGAUAUGAACGGAUGGGAUUUGGUGGAGCAUCCUAAGUACCCGCCACCACCUUCACAGUCCGAGGAUGUUGAACACUGGACUCGCGCUAUGUUUAUCGAUGCCAAGAAGAAAUGAAAGGUUGAUUCUUGCUUGUUGAGUGAAGCGAACACUUUGGUAUAUAUCUCUUACAAUGUACAGAAACACAGAACAUCGGUUAGAUUCUCUAUUAGUCUAUUUGUCUUGCGUUUAAGAACCGAAC